CGUGCCCCCCAGGCUCUGCACCCCUGAUGCUGCUCGGGUGCUGACCCCGCCCGGCCGGGACAAUGGUGAAGUAUUUCCUGGGCCACAGCGUGCUCCGGAGUUCCUGGGACCAAGUGUUCGCUGCCUUCUGGCAGCGGUACCCGAAUCCCUACAGCAAACAUGUCUUGACGGAAGACAUAGUGCACCGGGAGGUGACCCCUGACCAGAAGCUCCUGUCCCGGAGACUCCUGACCAAGACCAACAGGAUGCCCCGCUGGGCCGAGCGACUGUUUCCUGCCAAUGUCGCUCACUCAGUGUACAUCCUGGAGGAUGCUAUUGUGGACCCACAGAACCAGACCAUGACCACCUUCACCUGGAACAUCAACCAUGCCCGGCUGAUGGUGGUGGAGGAACGAUGUGUUUACUGUGUGAACUCUGAUAACAGCGGCUGGACCGAAAUCCACCGGGAAGCUUGGGUCUCCUCUAGCUUAUUUGGCGUCUCCAGAGCUGUCCAGGAAUUUGGUCUCGCCCGGUUCAAAAGCAAUGUGACCAAGUCAAUGAAGGGUUUUGAGUACAUCUUGGCCAAGCUGCAAGGUGAGACCCCUUCCAAAACCCUUGUUGAGACAGCCAAGGAAGCCAAGGAGAAGGCAAAGGAGACGGCACUGGCAGCUACAGAGAAGGCCAAGGACCUUGCCAGCAAGGCAGCCACCAAGAAGCAGCAGCAGCAGCAGCAGUUCGUGUAGCCAGCGCAGACCCUGUGUGGCAGCACACCACACCACCUGCUGCACUCCCUCUGCUCUCCCCCUGUAUUUUAUUAUUAAAAGUCAACUUCCAGCCUGAUCUACUCUCUGGGUAGUGGGUUGGAGGUGGUAUCUGUUUGGCAUCUACAGUGCAUCGGACCUGUUAUCCGUGUCUGAGCCAGGCCUGCUUCCUGCAUUGGAUAGCUGAGGAGAGAUUUGCCCAGGGUCACGGACAGCAUUCAGGCAAAGUGGUCAUAAACACUAGACUGUAAGCUCCAUGAGGGCAGGGACCUUCGUUUUGUUCUCUGCUGCAUCCCAAGUAUCUGGAACAAUAUCUAGCUCAUAAUAGACACUCAAUAAAUACUUGUUGAAUUCAAUCA
Messenger RNA from Myotis brandtii (Brandt's bat), 1099 nucleotides. It is a transcript of the gene PRELID1, whose product is annotated as PRELI domain containing 1. Gene Ontology annotation, molecular function: phosphatidic acid transfer activity. The transcript is spliced from 5 exons. NCBI's taxonomy places the organism in Eukaryota, Metazoa, Chordata, Mammalia, Chiroptera, Vespertilionidae. Bases 63 to 722 code for a protein of 219 amino acids. Gene Ontology annotation, biological process: phospholipid transport. Gene Ontology annotation, cellular component: mitochondrial intermembrane space. The record is from RefSeq and is a predicted model, not a curated record.